Molecule: messenger RNA, 4468 nt
Organism: Prinia subflava (tawny-flanked prinia)
Lineage: Eukaryota; Metazoa; Chordata; Aves; Passeriformes; Cisticolidae
Gene: RGS5
Product: regulator of G protein signaling 5
Exons: 5
Coding region: 115-660 (181 amino acids)
Source: RefSeq, a predicted model, not a curated record
UCCAGCGCUAUAUAGGAGCGAGGGAAGCAGCUGGGCUGCAGACGGAGCCUGUGCUGCCCGCUUUGGCCAUCACUCACACUCUUCUCACGGCCGAGGAAACUACAGCCUGCCAAGAUGUGCAAAGGAUUAGCAGCGCUGCCCCACACUUGCCUGGAGAGGGCCAAGGAGAUCAAGACAAAGCUGGGCACACUGCUCCAGAAGCCUGACUCGACCAUUGACUUCAUCAUCCCCUACCCCGAGAAGCCGGAGAAGCCACCCAAGGCCCAGAAGCCAUCUCCAGAGGAGGCUCUGCAGUGGCGUGAUUCCUUGGAGAAGCUCCUGCAAAAUCCCUAUGGGCUCGCCAGCUUCCGCAGCUUCCUGCGCUCAGAGUUCAGCGAGGAGAACGCUGAGUUCUGGGUGGCCUGCGAGGACUACAAGAAAACCAAGUCCCCUGUGAAGAUGGCAGAGAAGGCCAAAAAGAUCUAUGACGAGUUCAUCCAAACUGAGGCACCCAAAGAGGUGAACAUCGACCACUUCACCAAGGCUGUGACCAUGAAGAACCUGGUGGAGCCAUCACCAACCAGCUUUGACAUGGCCCAGAAGAGGAUCUUUGCCCUGAUGGAAAAAGACUCCCUGCCCAGAUUUGUGCGGUCGGAGUUUUAUCAUGAAUUAAUCAAGUAGCAAUGCAGCAGGGCUGUGUGAGGCCUCCCCACUGCUUCUGUCUAAACACCUGCCCCUUCUCCUGCAGCUGCUUUGCUUUCUCAAUACCACCCUAGAAGAGCAGCCAGGGGUGUUGCUAAGCACCUCCCCCCAUGCUUUGGACUGUCAGAUGUCCUGGUGUUUCCUCUCUUACUAUCUCUUUCCUCUCCCACAAAAGAUCAAUUUGCAGAAACUCCCUGGAGCUAGGACCCAGAAGGGUGAGGGAGCAGCCCCAGCUCUGCAGUGACCAGGAGCCAUAUGGCCAGCUGACACAUCCCUGGUGCUGCAGAGCUUGGCAUUAACUGGAGGCUCUGAGGUGCUGACUUGCCUUCUCCUUAGAACUCCUUAGAACUUCUUAGAACUCCUUAGAACUCCUUAGAACUCCUUAGAACUCCUUAGAACUCCUUAGAACUCCUUAGAACUCCUUAGAACUCCUUAGAACAUGAUAAUUUUUCUCCUAGUGUUGCCCAUAUUGUUGGUUUGGCCCAGGCUCGCUCUGUCCUCCCAACUUCCUGGGGUGCUGCUGAGACUGCACAGGUACCUGCAGGUGCUCCCCUCCCUGGCCAAGGUAAGGUGAGACACAUCCACUGCCUGAUUGGCAUCAUCUUCCUUCAGAAAGCAGCAGGCACAGUGACAGCCAUGCAGGGCCGGGGGCAUGGCAGGACAGCAGUGACACGUACAGCAAGGAUGGCACUGUGACAAGGAUGGCAGGGACUGCUGUACGGCAGAACCAGGUUCUGGCACCAGGGGUGAGCAGAGCGAGCCUGUAGCACCUCUCCUCCAACAGCUCCACUCAGAGUCAGCCUGUUUGCCUCACUCUAAACACAAAAACAAGAGGGUAAAAUGAGACCUGUUGGUACGAAACACCAGGACUGUUUAGCAACCCAGAACUGCUCACUCCAGCCCUUGCAGGAUGCUCUGAGCUCCCAGGGCACAUCCUGUUCCACAUCCCAGUGCACAGCCCUCGUGGUGUGCUGGGAUGGCAGCUCCAGGGGCUGCUGCAGGGCUCUCUUGUUUCAGUCACUUCUCUCUGCAGUAGGCACAUCAAAGCAAUACUUCUGCACAAACCCAACAUAGGGGCAUUGAGCACAGGAGGGAGGGAAUGCAUCCUGGGGGGAAAGAAAGCUGAAAUUCCAGCUGUUCAGAUCAAAUUUGAAAAAUCCAAACCAAAUGCAAAAAAACCCAAAUGGAAACCAAGAACCAUCAUUGGAAACAUGAAAAUUGACCCCCUGGCUUCUAGAAAGGAGUGCAGAUCCUGUUGAGUUUUUAUAGCCUGUAUCACUCUCUCCUGUCUCCUCCUAUCUGCCCAGGCCAUGUGUUUCCAUAGGCUGUCUCUAAAAAGGACCAGCUGCUUUCUAAUGAUUCGAAGCCAGCCCUCUGCUAACAGAAUAAAUCAUACCUGAGGAUGGGGCAAGGGCAAACAUGAAAAGCAGCCCCCAGGGUCUCAUUUCAGCCUUGAGGGAAAUGUGAUAAACUCCUGCUCCAUGGGGCCUGGAUGGUUCAUCCCUGAGUUGGUUUCCUGGUGCAUCAUCCACAGGGUCAGGGCUUGCAAAGAGCUGCUUCAGCCAGCAAACCUGACAGAUGCCAGCAAAACAUCCAUGGCCCUGCUGCCCACUGGCAUUCCUGGUUCCCCAGACUCAGCCUCACUGCAAGUCAUGGGACUCCAUGCAAAAUGCAAUAACAUAAACAACGGAUUUUCCAGCCUCUUCAAAACUUGCAAAAUCUGGUCAAAACCCCACCAGCCCCAAAUAUUUACACGUCACUAUGGCAAUGAAGAAAAAUACAUCCCAAGCUGCAGGAAAUGGGUUGUGUUUUCCAGGGAGGAGCAGGGAGGCAGGGGAAGGAUGGAGGCAGUCACAAACGUGACUCUUUUUUUCAGCUCUGGAGCAAAAGGCCUGGGAAAGUCAGUGCUGGAGCAGCAGGGGUGAAUGUUCACAGCCAUUCCCUUGGGGUGAAUGCAGGGGGUGGCUUGGGUGAGGCUAAAGAGCCCAAGGGAGCCCAUGAGCAGCAGGAGGGUCCCACCGAAAGGGCACAGGAUGCCUGGCAGUGUCCACCGUUCAGGUGGGCAACAAGGGGGAGGCAGAAGCAGGGCUGGGUGCAAGAUGGGGGCUUGGCCAGCCCCUCUGCUGCAGGGUCAGGGUGCUCCCCAUACCUCUGCCUGCACAUGCUCCCUGCACCCUCCCAACGUCUUCAUGAACUGGUGUCAAUACAAGUGGGUUCAGCAUGUUUGAGCUCCUCAUUCACAGUGUGACUCCAAAAUGCAAAACCAGUCAGACUUCCCUGCAGAAACACCUGGAUUUUUCAUUUCUACUUGAUCCCUUGACAGCUAUUUCCAGAUUCCCUUGCACGUUUCACAGUUAAAUGCCACCACCACCAAUGCCAUAAUGUCGGGAUGCCAGCAGAGGCUCUUGCUACGCACCAGCAAACCCUGGGACAUCCCUGCUGCAGCAGCAGCAUGUGGGGCAGGGAGAAGGUGUCUACGUGUGUAUGUACUGAAAAGAAAGGUGCAGGCUGGAUUCAGGAGAGAUGAAACAACUCUGUUGGCAAUCCCUCCCUGGCUCAAUUUCUGCUAAAAUGCUGAAAGUCUACUUUGGGGGCUGCAAGUGAUCUACUGGGUGGCCAGAAAAUGUGGCCGUGGAAGCACUUUGGAGCUCUAGGGAAGUUGUGUUUGUGUAGAAUUGUCAUUUGGCUAAUUACUCGAGCAGGCUUGCCCAGACAGGUGGCAACACCUGUACCAACCCUAUGGCCCAGCUUUCCACAGGCCCAGAAGUAUUUACUAUUGGGCUGAUACCAACCAUCAUAUUUCUGGUAGGAGAUACUUCAUGUACUUUAUUACUCUAGCUCUCGUGAAACUUGGCAUAUAUAGCAGUAUAUAAACACAACAUGUACAUCUCUAUUCCUGUAUUCAUAUAUGCACAUACACACACAUAUAUUCUGGUAACAUGGGCAUCUUGACACCCUGGGAGUCAGAGAGUCAAAAAGCAAAGUUUCUGGAUGUGGUCCUUGGGGUCCAUCACAGAGAGGAGUGUGAGUGGCUUUUGCAUGGUCACAGACCCUCUUGAGGGAAACCUUGGCCUUUCAGCUGAGCAAACACAAAGGUACAUCCUCUAGGACCACCCUCUGCCUGUGGCCUCUGUGUGCCAUCCUGGCACCCGGGCUGGUGCAGGAGGCAGGUCUCGUGCUCCCCAAGGGAUCCCUAUCUCUGCCAUGGGGCAAGGCAACCCCAUGCUGCAGCCAGGGGCAUGGGGCACCAGGCACUGCCUCCAUGCCACCCUGGUGCCCACUCCCUGCCAUGGGCACACGUGGAAAAGGGCUCCCUGCAGCUGCAUCCCUCAGAGGAGCACCAGGAGAUGGUUUGAUGUGUGUUCUAUGGUGGCUUCAGCGACCUAGAGCCUCGCACCUCAUCAAUCACAGGGUGAAUCACUCAGCUCUUGUCCUGCGUGCUGAGGCUGGGCUCUGCCAGGGCUGCCCAGUCCCAGACUUGGGCACUGCCAAAGCCCAGUGGCUGAGGGUGUCCCAGAGCUCAUCUGGGCUCCCCUCAGGCCUUGGUCAUCCCUGGAGGGUGCUGCACACUGUGGCCAAGGGCCAGAGCAAAAGCAGGAGGGCACAUCAGCUCCUCACACCCGGGAGCUGCAGGUUUUCAGUCUGGAGUUCUCCAUGGGAUUUCCACUGGAGCUAUUCAUGUGGUGAAGAUGUGAGGUGCUGGUGUGCAGCAAGGAGUAGUGUUAACCCAUAUUCAUGUACCACUCAGUAAUCCACAUAUAAACAUGUAUUUCUGCUACUGUCUCAA